This is a messenger RNA of Brassica napus (rape), 864 nucleotides long. RefSeq lists its product as uncharacterized. The transcript has 2 exons. Bases 1 to 864 code for a protein of 287 amino acids. The record is from RefSeq and is a predicted model, not a curated record. NCBI's taxonomy places the organism in Eukaryota, Viridiplantae, Streptophyta, Magnoliopsida, Brassicales, Brassicaceae. Gene Ontology annotation, molecular function: zinc ion binding.
AUGAUCCCGGACGCUUCGGAUCUUGUUUUUGUAUCAGACAGGGCUAACUCCAUUGCUUCAGCGCUGGAGGAUGUUUAUCCCUUAUCUCACCAUGGAAUCUGCAGGAUCCAUCUGCUCCGCAACAUCACUCCUACAUAUUCAAAGACUGGUCUACUUCCUCUGGUGGAAAGCGCUGCUGAUGCUUACACGUGUUACGAGUUCUGGUACAAUAUCAUGACUACCAACAUUGCAGAGUCUCUCAAUUCUAUGUUGAAGCUGCCUCGUGAGUUGCCACUGAUCUCUCUCCUUGAGACGAUCAGAUUGACACUCACCACUUGGUUUUUUGAGCGACGCGAAGCGGCUGCGAAACAUAAGCACCUGGUUACUCCAAAAGUUGUGCAGAAGUUGGUAUCCAGGUUUGGGGCUGCAAUGGUGCUGAAUGUGUAUCAAGUUGAUCAAAACGAGUUUGAGGUGAAGGAUGAAACUAUGAAGUAUGUUGUUGAUUUGGAGAAACGGCAUUGCACUUGUAAUGUUUUCGACAUUGACAAGAUUCUCUGCAUUCAUGCAAUUACCGCUGCUAAGUAUAUUAAGAGAGAUGAAAACCGUUACGUCGAUACUUCUCACUUGACAGAAACGUGGGCUAAAGCCUAUGCCGAAAGCAUACACCCUGGUGGAGAGUUGUCAACGUCCACCUAUCCAGCGAAUAUUGACGAACUGUCUUGCCUACCUCCAGCUACCAAAAAGAGAAGUGGACGUCCUCCUACAAAGAGAAAGAGAUCCGUUGGCGAGUUUGGUGUUCCUGGAUCUAAAUAUCAGUCCCACAAGUGCAGCAGAUGUGGCAUAGGAGGACACAACAAAAUCACAUGCAAGAGGCCUAUAGGAUGA